This is a messenger RNA of Amphimedon queenslandica, 397 nucleotides long. RefSeq lists its product as uncharacterized. Bases 8 to 397 code for a protein of 129 amino acids. The record is from RefSeq and is a predicted model, not a curated record. Lineage: Eukaryota; Metazoa; Porifera; Demospongiae; Haplosclerida; Niphatidae. The transcript is spliced from 3 exons.
UUUCCAAAUGGAGCUGAAUUUUGGUCAAAGGGAAGAGAAGGAUCAUUUUAUAGCUAGGCUUGUUCGACUUAAGGGGUCUUUAGCUACUAAGAGGAGACGGGCUGUUGACAACAUGGAACUGCUGUCUGACUUGCUUGAUCUACCCGAAAAGGAGGACUCUGAUGUUCAGUCACACGACACAAGUAGUUCUUCUGCUAUGCUGAAUAUCUCAGGUAUAUACACUGGUGAUGGGGAUGAAGAGCAGCCAUUGUUUGUGUGUCAGGGAUCUGCUUUUGAGGAUUUGGUUUUGGGACUGACACGUUGGUGUACGUGUGGCAUGAUUGACCGAAAGAUGAUGAGUAACAGACAGUUCGGUCACUUGAUUUGUGCUGAAUUUCAAUGUCAGUCACGCAAUUGA